UCUACUGUGUGGUUACUCGAUGUUAAUUUAACUAUUUAGAAUGCUAGUUUGCUAGUUAUACAGCUCAUAGGAGUUUCUGUGGUUACGUUUGGACAGAUUUAUCAAUGUUACCAAAUUAGUUAUUCAUUUGUCCAGCACAUAUUCACCAUGGCUUCAAAGACUAAGGCUAAAGCCUCUGAAAGCUUAUUUGGAGAUGAUGAUGAUCUGCUUGACAGCCUAUUUGAUAAUAGAAAACAACCAGUUCGCUCAAAAGGAAUACGUGCUGGACCGCAAAAUCACUCAUUUGCCAGUGAUAACUUGUUCAGCAGGAUGGCAGAGGAGGUAAAGCAAGAUGGUUUGGACUUUGAGGACUCAGAUGUCUCAGGAGCUGAUCCCAGUGACAUCCUGAAGGACAUGAAGAACAUGGACGACAUGGAGGCAGACCUUUUUACAUCAGAGAAAAAGCCCAGCUCAGCUCCUGCACAAACAAAGCCACUUGGUAAUCAAGGUCCAAAGAAGGAUCCCACUGUGUUUGAAAAGAAUGCAAAUCCUGAAGGAGCAGAUAAACCCUCAGAAGGAGGGAAGAAGCCAAACUCGCCACCUCCAUCCACAACUCGUAGCUACAAGAAGUUUACAUUUUCCGACGAUCCUCUGGAUGAUCUGCUUCCUGAUGAAACCAAACCUCAACCAAAAUCGAGGCAGACCACACACGAAAAACCUGUGUCAUCUGCUUCAGCAUCUCCAAUCCUGAAGCAGGAAUCAAAAAAGGCAACAAAAAAAGGCGUGCUCAGUUUUAAUGAAGAUCCGGAUGACCUGAUGGAUGCGCUCGGAUUUGACAGUGAUAACAACAAUCCAAAGAAAAAAGAAAGUCCACUUUGGUCUAACAAGGAGAGGAGCGACGUCCCUCAGAGACCACGUACUAAAAUCAACGAUAUCCUCGAGAGUUUCACUUCACCGCGACUCCUGGAGCGACCGCCCACAGGCGAGAUGAAGGAGCAGCUUCAGUCUCAAGAGAAGCAGCAGGAGAGGAUUUCCACAGCUAAAGAAGAUGAGCUCACGUUUGGGUCUUAUCAGCCCACUCUGGGGUCCACUCCGGAGGGACGCCAGUCCCGCAGACAGUCCGUAAGGUUUUCUACGGACGAUGUCAGCGCUUCUACCUCAGACACAAAACCAAAACCCUCCGUCUCCCUUCGACAUCGCAACUCGGCCGACUGGCUUGGCCUCAAGGUGAAUGACGAGCCCAGCUAUAUAGAAGAUGGUCCCAAAAAGAUGAGAAGUGCAGAAGAUUCCCCGAAGAUCCCCUCCUCUCCCCUGUUAGAGAAAAAAUCCUCUUUCAAUGGAAGUCAGUCCACGUCCGUUGCAAAAAUGCCAGCAGACGACCAGGCUGACACCAAACCAACCCAGUCUGAGGGUCAGAGAGUCCAGCCGGAGGAGGAAGAGGAUGACUGGUUAGCUGGAGCACUGAGCAGGAAGAAAGCUCUGGCCCUGUCAAACACGGAGGCAAGAACUUCCAAGCAGGACAAACCAUCAGUUGUAAGUAUUCAAGACAUUUCACAAACUCCUAGUGGCAAAGAAGAAACUUUCCCAUCAAUCAAGGAGCUACGCCCUGCAGCUCACUCCACCCCUGUCAGAGAGGAGCAGCCAAACAAAGAUCCCAUUCCUUCUUUAACCUCAGCUCCACCUCAGUCUCUUUAUACUGCUAUCGAAUCCACUCCCACGGUUCAGCAUGACCUUCUUCCUUCUUUAACAUCAUCCCGACCAAACCCUCCCCGUCCCCAAGUAGACUCUGAACAAACUCUUAGUUUGUUUCAUCCCUCAGAUUCCCCCGGUCAGGUCACUCGUCCCCCACCAGCCUCUGUUUCUGCCAUUAGUCCGUCCCAACCCCACCCUUUUCCAUCCAGUAACGGAUCCGUGGGGCUAAAGGAGGCCAGUCAAGCUGCAAAUGAAACCCUGCAACAACCGUCGUUUCCGGGCGCUUGGCCUCCUAUGCCGCCUGGCACAUUCUGGCUUCCGCAACAAAGCCUGAUGCAGAACACAUCAGUUCCUCUUCAACAACAGGUGGCUUUUACAACAGACAAUCUGCAGCAGCUGUUACAACAACAGCAGACUCUGUUGCCGGGUCCCCGAGGUGUUUGUGACGCAGCGACCCUGCAGAAACUUAAAGAACAAUCUGAGGAUUAUCAAAGUUUGCAGGCUCGCAUCAUGGAGUUGGAAGGACAAGUGAAGACACUGAAGCUGGAGCGAGACCAAAGCCAAAUGAUGCUGGAGAACAUCCAGCACAGGCAUAAACAGGACAUGGAGUUCAUGGAGAGCACGCACAAGGCUCGAGUGAAGCUGUUGGAAGAGGCAGCAGCCCAGAGGGAGAACCGAUUGCGCCUCGAGUGUGAAGACCUAAUGGAACGGCUGGCCACAUUAACACGAUCAGCUGAGGAGGAGCGCUCGGCGCUGCAGGCUCAGUACCAUCGGAAAGUGGCACAAGCCCAGCAGGACAGAGACCAGGAGGUGGAGAGACUUCGAGAUCUCCAGAGAAAAUCCAUCCUGGAGAUGAAGAAAGACCAUGAAGAUCAGAUCCAGAGGCUGAAGAGACUAAAGGAAGAGGAGAUCGAUGCCGUCACGAGUGCAACAACUCAGACAAGGUCUCUCGCAGGAGUGAUUGAGCAGAUGGAGCACUUCUCCUCUCGGCUCGGAGAGCUCUCUUCUCGGGUGGAGAGCACACACCAGCACACCACUCACGGCCUGGAGCAAGGAGCACGGCACAGAGAUGAGCAGCUUCAAACAAUGCAGGACCGUCUGGCCCGACAACAGAAGGCCAUGGACGAGGAGAAAGCAUACCUCAAGGAAAUUAUUUCCAGGAUGGACAGUCAGCUCAAUGAACAACAGAGGCAGCUGGAGAAGGAACGCUGGAAGGUGACAGCGGAGACGGCCAAAGCAGAGUCGCUUCAGCGAGGCCUGGAGGAGGAGCGGCGGGUCCUCAACAUGCAGAGCAGCAUGGAGAGAGAGGAGCUGGAGCGGGCCAAGAGCACGUUGCUGGACGAGCAGAAGUUAGUGAUGCAGCAUUGUGCCGAGGAGAGGAGGAAGCUGGCAGCCGAGUGGAACCACUUCCACGCCCAGGAGAAGCACCGGCACGAGAGGGCCGAGCGAGAGGUUAACAGUCUCUUGGAGAGGAGAGAAGGCUCCAUCAUCUCUCUGGCACAGGAACAGGCUGACCUGAAGCUUCACACGGCAGAGCUGAAACAGAAGGAGAUGGCGGUGGCACAGGAGCGAGAGACUCUGGACAGACGAAAAGAGGAGCUGGAGAGAGAGAAGGAGAAAAUAAGCAGCACAGCUCUGAGACUCAAGACCCGGGCCCAGGAGGUGGAGGCCUUCAGCAAGCUCGCUGCAGAGAAGUAUGAGGAAGGAGAACAGGCGCUGCAGGAGUCAAAAGGUGUGGAAGCCACGCAUGAGGCACGGCUGAGAAAUAUUCAGUCUCAAACGGAGCACCUGAGACAGCAGGAGCAACGUAUCCUGAAGGAGCGAAUGCAGUUGAGUCAUCACCAGCAGGACACAGAAAUGCUGAGACAAAACUCUUCCAGCUCACCUUUACCUGUUUUCCCCACAGCUCCAGUGUUACCUGACCCAGAGCUGACAUCAACCCCAAAUAUCCUCCCUAAUUAUUUGGGCAACUCCCAGUCCAUGGCGCUUGAGGCCAGUCUGGCUCUGUGGAGGUACACGGCCCAAAAGGACCAUGAAUUUCUUGAAGAAGAGAAAAUCUUUCUCGAAAAUCUGAAGAAGAAAUCUUACCGAUUGACCAAAGACUGACCACCAGCUGCUGCACUCUGGAUUUAUAUUACUUCUCACACGCUGUACACUUUAAAG
Cololabis saira (Pacific saury) is the source of this 3834-nucleotide messenger RNA. RefSeq names its product fas-binding factor 1 homolog. Lineage: Eukaryota; Metazoa; Chordata; Actinopteri; Beloniformes; Belonidae. Gene Ontology annotation, biological process: cilium assembly; establishment of epithelial cell polarity. The record is from RefSeq and is a predicted model, not a curated record. Bases 148 to 3777 code for a protein of 1209 amino acids. The transcript is spliced from 31 exons. Gene Ontology annotation, cellular component: ciliary basal body; ciliary transition fiber; centriole.